This is a messenger RNA of Colletotrichum abscissum, 756 nucleotides long. Its product is annotated as short chain dehydrogenase. The coding region runs from base 1 to 756 and encodes 251 amino acids. NCBI's taxonomy places the organism in Eukaryota, Fungi, Ascomycota, Sordariomycetes, Glomerellales, Glomerellaceae. Gene Ontology annotation, cellular component: cytoplasm. Gene Ontology annotation, molecular function: oxidoreductase activity. The record is from RefSeq and is a predicted model, not a curated record. The transcript has 2 exons. Gene Ontology annotation, biological process: secondary metabolic process.
AUGUCUUCCAAGAAGAUCAUCCUCAUCACUGGUGCAAACCAGGGCAUUGGCUUUGACAGCGCCUGGGCCUUGGUCUCCGCAUCCCCUGAUAACCACGUCGUCGUCGGCUCCAGGAGCGCGGAGCGGGGCGCCAAGGCUGUGGAGGAUCUUCAGGCCCGGAAGCCGGCCGGCACCGUGAGCCUCUUGCAGCUCGAUAUCACUUCCGAUGACUCCAUUAAGGCUGGAGCUGAAAAGCUUACCGCCGACUUUGGCGUCCUUGACGUCCUGGUUAACAACGCCGGCAUCGUCAUCAUGCAGCCCAAGGAUCGCCGCUCCGAGCUGAUCGACACCUUCAACACCAACGCAGCUAGCGCACUGCUCCUCACCGAGGCCCUGAUACCGCUACUCAAGAAAUCUAAGGACGCGCGAAUCAUCAAUGUAACGAGUGGUCUCGGUUCUCUUCACGAGCGUACGGCUCCAGGCGGUGCCUUUUACGACGUUCCCGCCGAUGCCUACCGCAUCUCCAAGGCGGCCCUGAAUAUGGCGACGGCCCAUAUGUUGUGGGCCUACAAGAGCUGGGGCGCGAAAGUUUGGGCCUUCUGUCCUGGCUGGGUCAUCACCAAUCUGUCGGGUGAAGACGACAGGCAGAACAGGAUCGAUGGAGGCGCCGAGAGUUCGGAAACCAGCGCGCAGGGCAUUCUUGAGAUUGUUGAGGGGAAGAGAGAUGGUGAGGUUGGCAAGUUUCUCCAGAGGAAUGGGAAACAGUUCCAGUGGUGA